GUUCAUGUCCACUUUUUACCACAAACAGCAACUCCUAACUCCUAACUAUGCAAACCAAUCUCCAAUUCAUCUCUGCACCCCUUACCAAAACUCCAAUCAAAAUUGUUAACACUUCAAAUGAAAACUACCAAACCAAUCAACAAUCCUCUGCCGGCAAAAUUAAACGCCUUGUUCUCACCCAAGAAGGUAGAACCAAACUUAACAUAUACCCAGAUAAAGAGUUCUAUGCAUAUCCACGCUUGGUGACCCAUGUAGAUGAUGGCUUCAUUUCUACACUGACCAAUCUUUACAGAGAAAGGUUGAUACCCAACACAGAGAUUCUUGAUCUCACGAGCUCUUGGAUUAGCCACCUACCCAACGAUGUAAACUACAAAAGAGUGGUGGGGCAUGGUUUGAAUGCACAAGAGCUUGCAAAGAAUCCAAGGCUGGAUUACUUUUUUGUGAAGGAUCUCAACAUGGAUCAACAGUUUGAAUUUGAGAGUUGUUGUUUUGAUGCAGUGUUAUGCACAGUUAGUGUGCAAUAUCUCCAACAACCAGAGAAGGUAUUUGCUGAGGUGUUCCGGGUGCUAAAGCCAGGAGGGGUGUUCAUUGUGAGUUUUAGCAACAGAAUGUUUUAUGAGAAAGCCAUAAGUGCAUGGAGAGAAGGGACUGCUUAUAGUAGGGUAAGACUUGUGGUUCAGUACUUCCAAUCUGUGGAAGGUUUCACAGAGCCAGAGGUUGUUAGAAAGUUACCAGCUACUAAUGAUGCUCAAGGGAACAAGUCACCAAUUGGUUGGAUCAUGAGGCUUUUUGGAUUGAUGUCAGGGUCAGAUCCCUUUUAUGCAGUGAUUACUUAUAGGAAUUUUAAACCCAUAGAAAAAUGAUUGAAAUGUCACGAGUUUGAAUAUAUUAAACAGUCUCUUUGCAAAAAAAUAUAAUGGUAAGGUUGUGUGAAAAGAUUUGCCUCAUCCUAGCACUUGCAAGUCGGGAUUUGUGGUUUUUUACCGGAUGAUUAAAUUGGAGGGUUGCUGUGAAAGCCGAAGUGUGCUAAUAUCUGUAUGUAAAAAUGUGCUAUGCUGUUUGUAUUUGUCACUAUUCACUUGUGAAGUUGAAAUUAGUGUUAAUAGACUUCCUUUUAUUACUUUCUUAAGCAAAUUGUUCAUAGAAAUGGACAAUUUGUUUAGGGGGAAGAAUUCGUUUA
Molecule: messenger RNA, 1180 nt
Organism: Gastrolobium bilobum
Lineage: Eukaryota; Viridiplantae; Streptophyta; Magnoliopsida; Fabales; Fabaceae
Exons: 2
Coding region: 48-863 (271 amino acids)
Molecular function (GO): S-adenosylmethionine-dependent methyltransferase activity
Source: RefSeq, a predicted model, not a curated record